Thrips palmi is the source of this 2380-nucleotide messenger RNA. RefSeq lists its product as uncharacterized. The record is from RefSeq and is a predicted model, not a curated record. Bases 143 to 2269 code for a protein of 708 amino acids. Lineage: Eukaryota; Metazoa; Arthropoda; Insecta; Thysanoptera; Thripidae. The transcript is spliced from 2 exons.
ACAUCGUACAGCGAAGAAGCAGGGCCUCCGCAGGAUAAACGCCGAUCUGCAUGACCUGUGCCGUGAAAAGAUACCGGGAGUUCUUGAAGGAAACAAACUGUGCUCUGAGUGCCGGAAGGAAGUUCAUCGGAAGGCGACUGCUAUGACAACAGUGAAGCCCGGGACGCCUAGUCCUGCCACUGGUCGCAGGUCCCCAUCCACUUCCAGCAGUCCCAUGCCCUGCGCACCGGGGUUCGUCGAGGGGCCUAUCGCACCGCGCCUUUCGGUCUCCAAGUCCACGACGGAGUCUGACAGUGACUCCAUCAGCGGCGCGAGCUCUGGAAGUGUGUGCGUACCUACCCCGGUCAAGGUGGAAAGCGCGGACCAAGGGGCACAGAUGAUUGGUGUAUCUCCCUUCGACAUGAAAGAGGUCAAGCGCUCCGAAAAAUACCGGAACAAGAAAGUAACACAGUGCAAAACAAUGUUGCAAGAGACUCUUCUCCGUGCUGCUGGCCAGACAACUAAGGUAGUUCCAGACGCUGUUAAUUUUGAAGACGCUGGACGGGAAAUGAUUUCUCAGCUCAAAGCUAAGUUCAUCAGAGCUCAAACGUAUGCAGAAAAGAUAAAAAUCUUGUCACUUUUGCCUGGAAGCUGGAGCAGCAAUGACAUAAAAAAAGUGUUUCCCGGGGCUACAAGCCAUAUGGUGCGCAUCACAAGCCAGUUGGUAGCUGAACAGGGCAUUUUAUGCUCACCAAAUCCGAAGAAAGGCAAGGGACUUUCGUCUGAAACUGAAAAACUUGUGACAGCAUUCUAUUUGGAGCCCGACGUGAGCCGUGAAAUGGCUGGUAAGAAGGAGUGCAUCGUGGUGAAAGAAGACGGCGGGAAGGUUACUAAAACCAAAAGACUCGUGCUGGGCAACCUGCGAGAUAUCUAUCUUGCAUUUUGCAAAAAAUACCCAAACGUCGAAAUUGGCUUUUCGAAGUUUGCUUCCCUUCGGCCUCCAGAAUGCGUGCUUGCCGGCUCAGCUGGUACUCACACAGUGUGCGUGUGCACAACUCACCAGAACUUCUUGUUGAUGUUUAUGGGUGCUCAUCUUGGGUCCUUGAAGGAUGGAGACACUAAAGUCUGUGAAUCUUGGCAUGACAUUGUAAAUUCAACAAUGUGUCUUCAACCAAAAGAAGAGUGUCACUUUGGAAAAUGCAAGAAAUGUCCGGGGUCCGAGAAAAUAGAGAAGAAGCUAGUAGACGUGCUUUUGACACAGUUUGUUGAGAAAAUCACGUACAAACAAUGGAUCAAAGACGAGAAGGGGCGGUACUUGUUAAGCACAUUUGUUCUUCGCACACAGGACUUCGUGGAAAAGUUGGUUGAGGCAAUACCUGAGGUGAGACAGCACGAUUUCAUCGCUAAACAGCAGGCCGAGUAUUUCUCCAACAGAAGAGACAAUCUAGAGUACGGCGAGGUGUUAGUUGUGGCGGAUUUCUCGGAAAAUUACUCAUUUAUCAUCCAGGAUGCAGUUCAGGGGGCAUACUGGAACAACCAGCAGGCAACUAUCCAUCCGUUUGCGAUGUAUUUUCGCAAUCCAGAGACAGGCAAAGUGGAAGCGGACAAUCUUGUCAUAAUAUCUGACCAUUUGAAGCACGUCACGUCAACGGUCAGUAAAUUUCAAGACGUUCUCAUGGACUACCUGAAAAAGAAACAUGAAAACUUGGCAAAAGUAAUUUACUUCUCUGACGGUUGCGCGGGACAAUAUAAAAACCGCUUCAACAUGAAGAACGUCGCCAUGCAUGAAGCGGACUACGGGGUACCAGCGGAGUGGCAUUUCUUCGCCACGAGUCACGGAAAGGGCCCCAGUGACGGUCUAGGUGGCACACUGAAGCGACUUGCGACGCGCGCCAGCCUUCAGCGCCCGUACGAAGACCAAAUUCAAACUCCAGAGGAGCUGCACGCCUGGGCUGCCACGUCACUGAAAGGCCUCAACUGCGUCUUCGUCAAAUCAGCUGCCGUUCGGAAGCACGAGAGGAAGCUAAAUCGACGCUUUUCAACGGCGGUGGCACUGGGUGGCAUUCGUUCCCACCAUUCAAUGAUACCGUUGUCAGCCACGACUCUCUUGAUGAAGGUGCUCUCCUCGUCCGAGAUUGGGAACAAGGUUUCAGUGGUUGGUGGCGCCGAGGACGUCGACGAAGAAGCGGACGUUGAUGAUGUGGAUGCCGUUGAAGUGGUUCAGCAUACGCCUAGUCCUGGAGUGUCAACACGAUCCCGGGCCAAGCGGCGAAGGACUGUAAAGCCCUAGCGACAUUGUCAACGUCUGGAUUUCGGCUGCAAUGUUUGAAAGAUGUUAAUCACUAUGUUAAUUGGAUCCAACUUGUAUUUUUUGCUUAUCAGCUAUUUUUUAGACUUCAGA